AAGUGGGGCACAAGAUGAAUAGCCCAAAUCACACGACCAACACACACCAGCGUAUGUAAUGCUAUAUCCUACCUCCUCCUUUCACGUUCCAUUUUUUUAAUUAUUUCAUCUCACUCCUAUAUAAUCACCAAAAUUAAAAAUGGCAACUUUUCAAAUCAAAAAAACCAAAAAAAGAUAGUUAGCUACAUUUCUCUUUCAUCCAAGUCACCUCUCAUUCAUUGUCCUCUGUUUUUCCAGAUCAAAUUCUGUCGUUUUCUCUUUCCUCAUUUCAAGACUAAUAUAAUUAUCUUCAUCUUCUCCAUUAAAACGUAGCAAGAUUUGCCAACUUUUUCUCUUCAAUAUACUCCACAAAUAAAAAAGAAUUUAAGAGUAAUCUAUACGAAAAAUAUUUGAUGGCGAAGACGGAGAUUCAAAAAGGAAUGAAGGAAUUAAGACCAUUGAUGAGUUUAUUAUUUCCGUUAUGUGUACACUGGAUUGCUGAGGAGAUGACAGUUUCUGUUUUGGUGGAUGUUACUACUCGUGCUCUUUGUCCAGCUCAAACUACUUGUUCUGAAGCUAUUUAUCUCAACGGCGUUCAACAAACUGUUGUUGGAAUAUUUAAGAUGGUGGUACUUCCACUCUUGGGUCAGCUUGCUGAUGAGUAUGGACGGAAGCCGUUGCUCAUUAUUACUCUAUCAACCACAAUAUUGCCCUUCACCUUACUUGCCAUUGAGCAAUCCAGAGAGUUUGUAUAUGCUUAUUAUUUUCUUCGAACAAUCUCCUACAUUAUAAGCCAGGGGAGUAUCUUCUGCAUUGCUGUUGCCUAUGCUGCAGAUGUCAUUGAGGAUUCUAAAAGAGCUGCGACAUUUAGUUGGAUCACUGGUCUAUUUUCAGCAUCACAUGUACUAGGAAAUAUGCUGGCUCGAUUUCUCCCAGAAAAAUACAUUUUUAAGGUAUCGAUUGCUCUUUUGAUCUUUUGCCCUGUUUAUAUGCUCUUCUUUUUACCGGAGACUGUCAAGCAAAGACAUAGAGAGGAGCCGCAGUCGUCACUGUUAUCCAAGUUUCUGACAUUCCCAAAGCAGCGAUACAAUUCUAUGAAAUAUGCUGCUACUGUAGUUAUUAGCAGUCCAACACUUCGAGGGAUUUCUCUGGUUUCUUUCUUUUACGAGCUGGGAAUGUCUGGCAUCAGCUCUGUCUUAUUGUACUACCUGAAGGCAGCUUUUGGCUUUAAUAAAAAUCAAUUUUCUGAGAUCUUGAUGGUUGUUGGAUCUGGCUCAAUAAUUUCUCAGAUAUUGGUGCUUCCUCUUCUCAAUCCAUUGGUUGGAGAAAAAGUGAUAUUAUGCGCCGCAUUACUUGCAUCAAUAGCAUAUGCAUUGUUUUACGGCUUUGCUUGGGCUUAUUGGGUACCAUACUUGAGUGCUUCAUUUGGAGUUAUAUAUGUGCUUGUGAAACCUGCUACUUAUGCUAUUAUUUCAAAAGGAUCAAGCUCUAGUGACCAGGGUAAAGCACAAGGUUUUGUAGCAGGAGUGCAAUCAAUUGCAAGCUUGUUGUCGCCACUUGCUAUGAGCCCAUUAACCUCAUGGUUUUUGUCCGAAGAUGCUCCAUUUGAUUGCAAAGGUUUUAGUAUCGUUUGUUCGUCAUUAUCCAUGGUAGUUGCUCUGAUUAUCGCCUUGGGCUCUAGAUUUGAGUCACAGUCUGAGCAUAAGCACAAGGAUGACUUAGAUAGCAUCGAAGCACCGCUUCUAUCAUGAGGCUUUUUUCUUAGUUUUAGGAAUCUCUAUUGUCGUCCUUUAACCUCGUCCCCCCUUUGUCCUAUUAUUUUUCGGAAUUUGCAGGUGUAUUUAUAGAAGUGUAUAGAUAUAUAUAUGCAUUGAGUUUGAAGUUCUAUGUGAUUGUACGUAGUAGUUACACAAUUGCACUAAUUGAAGUUUCAGAAUUGUAUUAGAUCACACUUGGUGCAAUCUCUGUUGUAAGCAACAUUGCCCAGUUAGCCUUUGGGGAAAGUGGCAAAUUGACCCUUUAACCCUUGUCAAUUGUAAUGUUGAAAGAAAUGAAUGGAUUCAUGCUGCUAACCAAA
Molecule: messenger RNA, 2056 nt
Organism: Beta vulgaris subsp. vulgaris (sugar beet)
Lineage: Eukaryota; Viridiplantae; Streptophyta; Magnoliopsida; Caryophyllales; Amaranthaceae
Exons: 14
Coding region: 393-1730 (445 amino acids)
Biological process (GO): transmembrane transport
Cellular component (GO): membrane
Molecular function (GO): transmembrane transporter activity
Source: RefSeq, a predicted model, not a curated record